Molecule: messenger RNA, 1389 nt
Organism: Paraglomus brasilianum
Lineage: Eukaryota; Fungi; Glomeromycota; Glomeromycetes; Paraglomerales; Paraglomeraceae
Source: the annotation of a GenBank genome assembly
AUGAGCUCUGGAGACGAAAGUUCUACAAGCCAGACAAUACCUCGUCCUGCCAGGAGUCGAGGUCGUCCAAAAAAACGUCCUCGCCCGCCUUCGCGCAAGAAACAAUCUCAACCCAUAGUCACGAUUGAAUCGGUAGACAUUUCGUCGAUGGAUAUAUCUAUGGAUUCGACACCUCUAAUAGCGUCGUCCCCAUAUGCAGAGGCUAGUGCAGAAGAUAAUGAUAGCACACCUAUGUCCACUCCGGUCAAGCGAAAACCAGGUCGACCGAGAAGAGAGCAAAUCAAACGACGGAAGAAGGAGAAUGGAAGAAUUGAUAGAAAAGGCAUUAUGGAAGAGGGUAUGGAUGAAGACGAAGAGGUAGAAAGGAAGAAUAGUGAUGAGGGAUUCAAAGAGAAUAUUGUUCUUGUUGAUAGUAAUAAACGUGCGGAAUUGACGGAUAAGAGUACAGAUAAGACAACGGAAAGCUCGGUAGCAACUAAAGAUACAGAAGAUGAGAAGGGUGAACAAAAGAUUACAAGAGAUGGACUAUUAUUAGGAGGCCGACACUUCAAGGUACCAGUCUUCCAGCUUCCUACAAGAGGUAGCACGUGGUAUAUGAUGGCCAUGGAACCAGCUAAACUCCUCGGCUUCCGCGAUAGUUAUCUCUUCUUUCUUCGGAACCCUUCUCUAAAACGUAUAUAUGCCACAGAACAAGAACGCGAAUAUUUAAUAGAUCGAAACAUCCUUUCAUCGAAUUUCAGAAAUCGUCAAAUAGCCCUAGUUUCUGCUCGUUCGACCUUCAAAGUAUUUGGAUAUAAAAUUAUCAAAGGCGGCAAACGGCGUAGAGAUGAUUACUAUGAAGCCGAGGUACCGGAUGGGUAUGAUGACGAUCCUUCAGACUACGAUGUCAGCGAGUCUACCAUUCCGGGGGGGAACGGGAUAAAACGGAAUACGAAUAGUCUAGCGUCAUCCAAGGCACAUGCGGUACUGGAUGAGACUAAUUGGAUGUAUCAGAGUGCUUUGGCAAUAAGAGAGUUUAAUACUCAAUUACGGCUACAUCGAAGAGAUAAUCCUAAAUACUACGAUCCUCAUACCAAUUUCGAACACGUGCCACAGGCAACACAACCUACGCGAAUGCGAAUAGAAUGGGCAAGCGAGCCACAAAAGUAUCCGUCGUUUGAUGUUAGAGUUGAAGAUAGGCAGCCUGAGAUCACAUUUGUCGAUAGAGAGACGAACACAUUAGGUGAUCUAGAUGAGGAAGUGUUAGAAGUAUUGCCUCAGGAUAUAAAAGACAUUGUCACGGAGAUGAGGGAGAGGGCAGAGAGCGAGGAAGCUCAUGGAUGGGAGAUGUAUCCAUUGGCGCUAAUGGACGGACAAUAUCAAUCAACUUUCUCAAUGUACUGUGUAUGA